GACUCGUAUUAUAUUGCAUCAUGUGUUACAUACAAAUGUAUAAUGUCAUGAUGAUGUGAUGGUACUCACGUAGUCGGGGAGCGCAAUUCAGUAUUCGCCUAGCAGACGUCGGCAAUGUGAUUAUCGCGCGUACGAAUAUUGUUUUAGAGUGAAUCUUUGUACGCUACCUUGCAAGGUUGUGACAUUGUCAACAAAAUGUCAUCGUCCCAAGUAAUAUCUCGAACUUUCGUGGCAGUCAGUCGUAGAUUAUUUCAAUCAUCUGCGCGAUGCCUAGAGGCCAAAGCUCCCGAAACUGCUGCAAAAGCUACAGAACAAGCAGCAACACACAGACAGAAUCCUUCGGUAGUUGGACAUCGCAUGUAUGCCCUAUCGGAUUUCGACAAAUGGGUACUGGUUUGGAUGAAGAAAUUUCCAAAAGGAAAAGUUCCAGAUAAAGUCCCUGAACACGUGAUUUACCAGACAAGAAGCAGAGCUCGCAUAAAGGCAGCAAAUUACUUGACUGGUAUCUGUAUCAUAGGAUGCUUUUUCGCUGUGUACACCGGAAGGAAGGCAGCAAAAAGUGGUGAUUCCAUUCAAAAGAGACGCGAGGAGUGGCACAAACAACUCAAAGAAGAACAUGAGGCAGAAAUGGCAGCAAAAAAAGCUAAACAAUAAUACUCAUGUAUCUAUGUUGUUAAGUUUCAGUUGAACUCGAUAUUAUUACAGUUUAAAGUAGUUUAUAUAAUCAAGAGUAAUAAUGUAACUAAUAAUUGUGUAAAUAUUGUACCAUGGACUUUCUUUUCAGUUAUUUUUUAAUAAAUCAAUUCUAUUUACACACAA
Messenger RNA from Trichogramma pretiosum, 819 nucleotides. RefSeq names its product UPF0389 protein CG9231. Bases 196 to 654 code for a protein of 152 amino acids. Lineage: Eukaryota; Metazoa; Arthropoda; Insecta; Hymenoptera; Trichogrammatidae. The record is from RefSeq and is a predicted model, not a curated record. The transcript is spliced from 4 exons.